AUGGAGCCUCGAAUUGAAUAUGCCGCCGAGGCCGACGGGCCUGGUCUAGCCAAUGUGAACAUCAUCAGCUUCCGGCACCAGGGGUUUCUCCAGAAUGUCUUUCCAGAAGCCAGCCCGGAGGCCUUGGCCGCGUACAAGGCAAUCUAUUCAAUGAAACAUCUGGCGAACCCGGAGAUGCAUGUCCUGAAGCUGGUGGACCCGGCGAGUGGAGAGAUUAUCGGUUACAAUCGAUGGCAAAUCCCCAAGGCCCUCGUUGGGGAGACACUUCCUAUUCUCAGUGAGAAAGCACAAGAAGCUGCGCGUAAUUUCGCAGCCCUGGCCCCUCGGCCGAUGAAUGAGGCGAUGUAUGGGGCCUUUCGACAGCUACUGGAAACUUCGCGCAAGCGAUUCACCACCGAGCAAGAUAUGGUUCUGGAUCUGCUUGCUAUUCUCCCUGAAUACCAAGGACGAGGCCUAUCAUCGAAGCUGCUGCGCUGGGGCUGUGACCAGGCAGACCAAUUCGGGGUGAGAGUAUAUCUGGAGGCCACUGGUGAUGGAUAUCCAGUAUACAUCAAGUAUGGUUGGAAGCCCUUGGAGGAGGUGUCUCUUGAUUGGUCGUUGUAUGGAGGACAAGGCGUGGAUCGGUUCACACUGAUGAUGCGAGAUCCACAGCCAGUGAAGAAUUAA
Molecule: messenger RNA, 666 nt
Organism: Penicillium manginii
Lineage: Eukaryota; Fungi; Ascomycota; Eurotiomycetes; Eurotiales; Aspergillaceae
Product: GNAT family N-acetyltransferase
Exons: 2
Coding region: 1-666 (221 amino acids)
Molecular function (GO): acyltransferase activity, transferring groups other than amino-acyl groups
Source: RefSeq, a predicted model, not a curated record